CACAAGAGUCCACUCUUCAGAGGACUUCCUGACUCAAUGUGUUUGUGACAUGGUGCCAGCCGGCUGGCUCGGACAACGUCUUCAGUACGAUGUAGACUCUAAGGACGAGGCAGCAGAACACUAGAGACGACUCCAUCAGGAGAUCAGGAAAACUGAACUCAGCUGUCUUUUCUCUGAAGGGGCCACACACUGUCCCCCGUCCACAAGAAAAGGAUCAAGACCUCAGCUCCUCGGCCUACGACGUCUGUGUGGAGAUCUGCCGAGCCACCAUGUGCCAUGUGAUCGUCACCUGCCGCUCCAUGCUGUGGACCCUGCUGAGCAUCGUGGCUGCGUUUGGAGAGCUCAUCGCCUUCAUGAGCACCGACUGGCUGGUAGGAUAUCCCCGCACGCCUGACGCCAUCUUCGGUCCCCACGGGGCGUCCGCAGCCGGCGAGGCCUACAGACCCACAUUAGGCAUCUACGGCCGCUGUAUCAAGCUGCCCCACACGCAGCAGGGGGUCCUGUGUGGACCGUACGCCAUCCACUUCGGGGAGAUCGCCAGCGGGUUCUGGCAGGCGACCUCCAUCUUCCUGGCUGCAGGGAUCCUGCUGCUGUGCGCUGUGGCCUUCAUCUCCGUCUUCACCAUGUGCUUCCAAAGCAUUAUGAAGAAAAGCAUCUUCAAUGUGUGUGGACUGCUGCAAGGGAUCGCAGGGCUGUUCCUCAUCCUGGGCCUGAUGCUGUACCCCGCUGGCUGGGGUUCAGACAAGGUGCAGCUGUUCUGCGGUCCAGACGCCGCUCCGUACCGGGCCGGACUUUGCUCUAUGGGCUGGGCUUUCUACACUGCCAUGGGCGGCACCGUGCUCACCUUCAUCUGCGCCGUCUUCUCCGCUCAGGCCGAGAUCGCCACGUCAAGUGACAAGGUCCAGGAGGAGAUCGAGGAGGGCAAGAGUCUGAUCUGCCUCCUCUGAGCUCCACCGACAUUUGUCCAGAGAAGAAGAAUGGACCCGAGGCAGCUUAAAGGGAUGUUCUGACCAUUUUCAAGCUGUGUUUUGUCACGUAGUUAUCAAUAGUUCGUAUCAGUGAAGUCAGUCAAAGAUGUGGUGUCACAGACAGUCGGGCUGCUGAUAACCAUCUGUCCCGUUGAUCUUCUGCUCGUCAUGAAGCAGCCAUGAGUCUGAGGCUGC
Molecule: messenger RNA, 1163 nt
Organism: Nematolebias whitei (Rio pearlfish)
Lineage: Eukaryota; Metazoa; Chordata; Actinopteri; Cyprinodontiformes; Rivulidae
Gene: lhfpl2a
Product: LHFPL tetraspan subfamily member 2a
Exons: 3
Coding region: 270-947 (225 amino acids)
Cellular component (GO): membrane
Source: RefSeq, a predicted model, not a curated record